Messenger RNA from Brassica rapa (field mustard), 1385 nucleotides. Its product is annotated as submaxillary gland androgen-regulated protein 3B-like. The record is from RefSeq and is a predicted model, not a curated record. Lineage: Eukaryota; Viridiplantae; Streptophyta; Magnoliopsida; Brassicales; Brassicaceae.
AUGAAAGCAUUGGCCAUAGAGCAUUUGGAGAGCAUUAGCAUUUAGUAAAUGCUUCUCUAAAUGUUUUUCUAACAAUUGUUGAUUGAAUAAUAUAGAGCAUAAUGCUAAUGUCAAUGCUCUACCAAUCAAGACCUAAGUAAUUAAUUAAAUGGUCAUACUAAGACUUGUCUAUAGUAGAUAAGAAGUAUGACUAUGCUCUACCAAUCAAGACCUAAGUAAUUAAUUAAAUGGUCAUACUAAGACUUGUCUAUAUUAGAUAAAAAGUAUGACUCUAAAUUAAUAGAGUAGAUAUUAUGAAAUUUAUAAAAAUAGCAAACAGUUUUUAUUUUUUUGUUUUAUAAUAAAAUUUUAGAUAAUAUAAAUUUAUAAUAAUAUUGUAUUAUUAAUUAUAAAAGUAAUUAUUGUAUUAUUUUAUAAAAAUAUUUAAAACUUUUAAUAACACUUGGUUAGAUUUUUUCUCAGUAGAUUUUCUUAUAGUUAAAAAUAAAAUUUAAAUCUAUAUUUUCUCAACAGAUUUGUUUGACUAAAAAUAAUCAUUAUGCCAUAUUAAGUAAUUAAUCAAAUAGUCUUACUAAGACUUGUCUAUAGUAGAUAAAAAAUAAGAAUCUAAAUUAAUAGAGUAGAAGGUAAAAUAAAUGUUAUAUUUUAUUUUUUCAAAUGAUAACAAUGUAGUUGGCUGAAGAAUCCGCAUGAAUCGGAUUUGAAAAGGCAAUAAAAAGAUACAGUAAUUAAUGUUUAAUUGGUAGCAUCUAAACAAAACUUGACAAAUUAGUAAUUCAUCAAAAUUAAUUAUCUUUAUGUAUUCAACGUAGAACAAAGGUAACGCUCCCCAGUAUAUGUAUGUAUAAAGAAGAGAACCUCAGCUCUGUUAUCAUCACUUACAAUCUAAAUCACUUUGUAAACUAAAAAAAAAAAAAAAAUGAAGCUCGUCUUCUUACUCGCCCUCACAGUCGUUGCAUCGUGUUAUGCGAGAGAAGUGCCGGAUAAGUUCCCUCCAGGUGUGACUCCUGACACUCCUCCAUUUAGUUAUGUUACUCCUCCGCCACCACCACCGUCCAAUGAAGAAACUAAAUUCCCUCCAGGCGUGACUCCAGACACUCCUCCAUUUAGUUAUGUUACUCCGCCGCCACCACCGUCCAAGGAAGAAACUAAGUUCCCUCCAGGUGUGACUCCUGACACUCCCCCAUUUAGGGGGCGAUUGGUUUUCCCGCUACCACCCGCAAACGCAGCUUUUGCGGUUGGUAGCGGUUGUCGGCGGUUUGCAACAAUCACUCAAAUCGCUCUAAACCGUUUCAAACCGCUUCAAACCGCUCCGAAUCUUAUAAAUUCAAAAGCUGGCUCCAGCUAGCGUUUGCGGUUGCGGGCGGUUGCGGGAGGGUAAAAAA